AUGUUAAGUAGUGAUAGAACGCGUGAAUUCUUUGAUAUAAUUGAUGAGAGUGAUAGAAAUGAGACAAAUAGCUAUAUAUUAGCUGCUUCAAAUCAGAGCUACUCAAAUUCAAUUAAAGGAAGCCAAUUCAACUUAUUAGCCUCUGAAAUAAGUCAGGAGAUGAACUCUACUUCUAUAAAACUUCAAGAAUUAAACCGUUUAGUUAAAUAUAAAGGUUUAUUUAGAGAUAGAAGUAGUCAUAUUCAAGAUCUAACCGAAGAAAUUAAACAGAGUGUUACAGACUUAAAUUCAAAACUAGAAAUCCUUCAAAAACAUGCAGAGCAAGGUUUUCCUUCUUCUGGAGGCUAUUAUCAAAGCAAUCAGCACUAUUCUGCAAUGGUAGAAACCCUAAAGACAAGAAUGUUGGAUAUAACAAAAGGAUUUAGGGAUGCAUUACAGAAGAGGACCGAGACAAUGCAACAACAGGACUGGAGGAGAAAUUUAUAUACAUAUACUUCAAAUAACUCCGGUUUACAACAAAUAUCUUCAGCUAUGAGUUCUAAGAUUUCUGGAAAUAUACCUGGAAAUAAUAAAUACAACAAAGUUCCUUUUGAUAUCGAAAGUGGAUUAGAAGGAGAGCAGAUGAUGGCUAUGCAAGAACAAAACCAAUCAUUUUCAUAUGCACACUCCAGAGCUGAAGCUGUUGAAAAUGUUCAAAGAAUGAUUGGAGAAUUAGCUCAAAUUUUUCAGAAAGUUGCUGGGAUGGUUACUCAACAAGAAGAAAUGAUACAGAGAAUAGAUGAAGAUAUUACCAAUACAUUUUCUAAUGUAGAGCAUGGACACAAUGAACUUUUGAAAUAUCAUCAAUAUGUGAAAUCAAAUCGAGGUCUCAUCAUCAAACUAUUUGCUAUGAUUAUUGCAUUCAUAAUAUUUUUUGUUAUAUUUCUAACAUAA
Cryptosporidium muris RN66 is the source of this 933-nucleotide messenger RNA. RefSeq names its product SNARE domain-containing protein. NCBI's taxonomy places the organism in Eukaryota, Apicomplexa, Conoidasida, Eucoccidiorida, Cryptosporidiidae. Gene Ontology annotation, molecular function: SNARE binding; SNAP receptor activity. The coding region runs from base 1 to 933 and encodes 310 amino acids. Gene Ontology annotation, biological process: endoplasmic reticulum to Golgi vesicle-mediated transport; intracellular protein transport; vesicle fusion. The transcript has a single exon. The record is from RefSeq and is a predicted model, not a curated record. Gene Ontology annotation, cellular component: endomembrane system; SNARE complex; Golgi membrane.